CACUACAUCGCAGUUGUUACGUGAAAAAUUUGUCAAAGGCUGAAUUUGUUAGUUUAAACGUAAAAGUGAUACAUUUCAGAAUUGUAAAUGGUUAAAAAUUGUUUUAAACUAAUUCUUCAAAUGUAUUAAUAUAAAAAAGCAAAGCAACUGCAAUUCGUUAUAAAUAUCGCUCAACAAGUGAUACGGAUUAAAUUGGAAACAACGGAAGGGAGCAACAGAGAUCUAUAAUAUGGACCAUAUACUGCAAACAUAUCCGGAGGAUGCACGCCGCAUUGGCGAAGAGUAUUUAUCUAGUCUAACGGACUUAAAUUGCAAUAGCAAGCCGCUCAUAAAUAUGCUCACAAUGCUCGCCGAGGAGAAUAUAAACUACGCCCAAGUGAUAGUGCGCGUGGUGGAAUUUCACAUCAGCCAGGUGCCGGCAGAAUUCAAAUUACCCAUACUUUAUUUAAUUGAUUCCAUAAUUAAGAAUGUGAAAAGCAGUUACGUUCAGAUGUUUGGACAAUGCAUUGUCAAUAUAUUUACCAGCACUUUUGAAUCGGUGCCAGAAAAGGUGCGGGAGCGCAUGUAUCAGCUGCGUCAGACGUGGAACGAAGUAUUUCCGCCCUCCAGGAUGUAUGCGCUGGAUGUUAAAGUGAAACGCUUGGACAAUAAUUGGCCCAUUACAGCAAAGCCAAGUCAACCAACAAAAAUACACGUUAAUCCAGCCAUUCAUGUAAAUCCAGACUUUCUUAAAACUGGUAUGGUGCCAGUGCCUGUUAGCUCAACACUGCCCAGCGAAAUGGAAGAAAUCUUACAAGCUAAAACGCGUGAGCUCUUGGAGCUUAAGAAGCGCAAGCUUGAACUCGAAUUGGAGCAAACCAAAUUGCAUUUAAAGGAGCAGGAGCGUCAGCUAAGUCAGGCUACCGAUGCUAUGGCUGUGGCGCCUAUAGCCAUGCCUGCCCCUGUUGCUCCGCUACGUCCUCCGGGCCUGGAAAAUGUGCCGCUAGCAGCACCUUUAUAUCCACCUGGCUUACACAAUGUGCGUCCACAAGCGCCAAUUGGUGUACCGCCUGCCAUGUUGCCUACCGUUAACUCACAGUCCUUUGGUGGCAAGCCCAAAGUGCAUCCUAUAAAUCCCGCCAUGCUAAACUCUGUACGUCAGCGUGAUCCACGCCUGGCACGCCAACAACAGUUGUUGCCCAUGUCAGCACCUGCACGGGAUCCACGAUUAGAUAGUCACAAAUCGUCCUCACACAAAUCUAGUCGCUCGCGAAGUAAAUCUCCAUCACGCAACGCUGGCAUCAGCCGUUCCAGCAAGAGCAGCAGCAGUAAUCACCACAGCUCUUCUAGCAGCAGUCGCAAGCGCAGCGAAUCAAAGAGCUCCACAUCUUCGUCCGGCUCUGAUAACAGACACAAGGGCAGCAGCAGUAGCAGCUCUAGUCUGUCGCCAGUUAAGCGUGCCUCAAGUUCACGCGACAAGACGUCCAAGACGUCGUCCAGCAGUGAACGAUAUGGUCACCAUAGCAAUGGCGGCAGUGGAAGCUCACCAUCGACUUCCAAGCGCAAGAGUAGCUCACCCAGCAGCUCGCCAGCAAAGUCCAAACGCAGCGGCAGCUCACAUAAAACUUCAACAUCAUCAUCGCGUCAUGCAAAGAGCAAGACACGCUCGCGCAGUCGUUCACCCAUUUACAGGGAUGUGGACAUGCGCAGCAAAUCACCGGAACCAGCUAAGACUUCAACAAAAAUAUCAUCAGCAGCGACAUCAGACAGUGUACCAGCGUCAGCGCCAGUUAACGCCAUCAACGCAAAUGAUUUAGAGAAACCGCAUUUAUCAACAGCAACAGCAACAACAGUUGCCGUCAACGUCAAGCAAUCUUCACCGCCACCCGGAGUCGAUGGUAAUGUAUCGGAUACACUGCAGCAGUCCAUAAGCAAACUGCUGCAUGUGGCAGAGAAACGCAGCGCGUCAGAAUUGCCUGCGGAUGCCGCAGACGAUGAUGAAGCAGACGAUAAGUUGCUGCAGCCGCAACAGAAACGCAGCAAAUCUUCAAAGUUGGAUGCACUCUUUGGCAGCGAGGAUGUCGACUUGCGUCGCGUUUUGCCAGCCAAGACGAGUGGCAUGCAGUCCCUCAAUGUUAUUGUGGUGGAGGAUGACUCCAUGGACAACUGGGAUAACAAGCAAACUACAAAGUCUGCUGGCUCGCCUGGCAAGAAACCAUCGCUGGAUGAUAUACGUGCCAAGUUGGCCAAGAGCGUGCGCAGCAACAACAAGCACAACAAGAUUGAUAAAUCAACGGAGCAUCCAGUGGCGCAACGUCUCCGGCAGCUGGCGGAGCUCAAGUCCAACGAUGAUUCGCAGGAGGCGCAUGAUGAAAAGAUGCGCACCAUCUUAAGUCAGGCGCAGGAGAUGUACGAAAAUCACAAUAUGAAUCAGGAGCAGUACAAGGAUCUGGUCAGCAAAGUUGUGGCCAUCAAUGAGAGCAGCAAGCACAAGGAUCCACGACGUCGCGACGCUGAGGAGUCCGAGUUUGAUGUGGAGCGCAAUGCAGCUCGAGAUGCAGUUCUGCGCAAGCGCAUACCCAAACUGAAGGGCAAUGAGAAUCAAGCAGCCUCAAGCUCACCACGUAGCGAUGGCUACGAGGAGCAGCAGCAGCAGCAGCAACAAGAGAAAACACAGCCAAUGUCCAAGCAGCAGAAGCUCAAGCGCGAUGGCAAGCGACGCAAGCCAAGCAAGUGGGGCGAACAACUGGAUCCAGCAGCAGCUCAACGUGCAGCUUGGCAGCAGGCCCAAAGCAACAACAAUAAUAAUAAUAACAUUAACAAUAAUGGCAAUAACAACAACAAGCGUUUGCCGCAAGCUGGUGGCGCGUUUCGUGCUAUGCCCUGGCAGCAUCCACCGCUGGUGGUGGCACAACAAGCAGCGCCGCCACCACCGCAGCCUCCCAACAUGAUGGCCAUGGCGCCCGUGUCUGUGCCUGGCGUGCCUGCCAUUACCAAGGCCAUCAACUCACUGGACAAUCCCAUGGCGGAUGUGGUGCGCAGCAUUACCAUCGAUGGUGGCAGCAAAGAAAUACGCUUCUAUAAUCAAGUGGCCGUCAUUUUUAUGGAUGGCGAUGAGCCGCAUGAAAUUGGCUUUCAGCAUGGACAGCGUCACAUUUACAUUGAUCACAAUGAGCCGCUGCUGCUGAGUUUUAAUGACGAUUACAAGCCCUUUCAGCUGGAUGGACAACUGCAUCGCAUACGCUUUGGUCAUCCGUCGCGUGAACUUUACAUUGACGAGCAUUGGUAUGAGAUUUACUUUGGUGGUCCGCCGGUCUCGCUGCCCAUUGGCAAUAAGCUGCAUGUGCUCAAGGCAGAGGGUCCACCGCCCAAUGUGGACAUUGGGCGCGUGCGUCGUGAUCUUGUCGUGGGCAAAAUUAAUAUGAUUGUCGAUGCUCACACCAUAGUGCCGCUCUUUUUGGAUGGACGCCAGCAAACAUUUCUAAUGGGAGCCGAGCAGCAUUCGCUACAAUUCGUGGACAGCUUUCUAUAUGCGCUGCUCGAUGGUCAGCUACAGAAGCUUGAGUAUGGCGGUCUGCCCAAGAGCAUGAAGUUAAAUGGAGGACGCUGUUGCUUCAUACGUUUUGGCACGUUGCCAAAGGGUGUACAAGCCGGUAAGGCGCAUGUACAGGAUAUGGUUUAUAUAAAGACGGAGCCACCGGCAGAACCUCCACAGCCGCCAGCACUACCAGUGCCAACGCCAAAGGUGGAAGCUCCAGCAGCUGCCACAACAGCUGCCGCACCUGCUGUCCCGCUGCCCAUUGCUGCCGCCGCUCUUGGCAAUCUCAACAUAGACGAACUGUUCCAAAAACUUGUCUCCUCAGGCAUUAUUGGUACCGCCGCUGGCGCCACAGGCAGCGUGAAUGUACCUCCAGUGGGUUUGCCUGGCUUGGAUACUCCUGUACAAUCCAAGGAGCCAACUGCCGUCGCAGCAGCAGCAGCCGCAUCACCUGCUCUACCCACAGAACCCAUCAAGCGCAUUGAUCUACAAAAGCCCGACACAAUUAAAACGCGCCAGGCUGCUGUAGUAGCAACGCUUUAUUUGGGCAUGCAGUGCAGCAGCUGUGGCGUGCGAUUCCCGCCGGAGCAGACAAUUAAGUACAGUCAACAUCUGGAUUGGCAUUUCCGACAGAAUCGUCGCGAGCGUGACUCCACACGCAAGGCUACAUCCAGACGUUGGUUUUAUGAUCUCAACGAUUGGCGUCAGUAUGAGGAAAUUGAAGAUGUGGAAGAGCGUGAGCGUAACUUCGCGGAGGCACAGGGACAGCAAGCUGGACCAGAUGCCCAUGACGAUCUGUCCCAGCAGCGUUCGAUGGACUCACCUAUACCCAGCUGUGCAGCAGGAACAGAUGAUGUGGAUCGCUGCUGUGAUAUGUGCCAUGAAAAGUUCGAACAGUUCUAUAACGAGGAGCUGGAGGAAUGGCAUCUGCGCUCAGCCAUGCGCGUUGAUGACAAGUUCUAUCAUCCCUUGUGCUAUGAGGAUUACAAGAGCUCAUUGAAUCCACCAGCGCCAGCAACAGAAAACAAGGAUACAACGCACAAUACUGAUGUGGAGAUGUUGAAUGCUAGCGAUGACAAUGCCAUGGACACGCUUAUCAAAGUAGAGCAGGAUACAGCUGAUGUCAAAGCGACGCUGUCGAGUACGCUGCUUGACGACGAUGACGAUGAUGUCAUUGUGUUGCCCAAUGAGGAGCCGAGCGUCACAGAAAUUGUCGAUGAUGACGACGACGAUGAUGGGUAUGUCGCGCCCCAGCCCAAGCCCAAACCAACUGAAGCAGAGGACAAUGAGCAAGCGGAAAGUUUGCCUGCACCAUCCACAGCGCAAGAGCAGCAGCCGGAGCGCGAACAACAGAAAGCGGAGAAUGCCAACGAGUCGGAUGUGGAGAUACAAGAGCCAAACAUUCCCUUCACCGAUUUGGAUAACUAUGUAGAGAAAGAGCCAAUGCCGCUGCUCAAUAUCAAAAUAAAAGAGGAGCCCAAAGAUGAUGACGAAGAGGAUGAAGAUGAUGGCUUUGAAGAUGUGGGCACCGUGGUAACUUUAUUGCCGCUACUCGAGGAUGAAAUAUCCAUAAACAGCAGUGAAACACAAACCCAAACAAUAGAUUCAUCUGCAUCGCCUGCAACGAUUGAACGACCCGCGUCUGUAGCCUCGUUGUCCUUGCCUGGCAAUGAUGAUGAACUCGAAACGGAGCCAGCGCCCGCCGCAGCAACUGUUAGCUCGGAGGCUGAUUUUAAUGGUGAGAAUCAACAGGAUACACAUAAUCUGAGCGCAGCGGGAUUGACGCCGGCAUUACCUUUGGCUAGCAUAGUUAAUAAAAUAAAAAUAAACAUAACUAAGAAUACAAGUAGUAAUAGUCAUAAUAGUGCCUCAACCACGACGACGGCAGCACCGACAGCAGCAACAGACUCGCAAGUGUCGGCAAUAAGCGUCAUUGGCGCUAAUGGACAUGCCAAUGUGCAGCAGCAGCAACCGCCGGAGCAGAAUGCUAUACAAACAAUUUCCACAAUUCCAGUGCUGUGUGGUGGCAACACCUUCGUACCGAAGAUUGCCACCAGCAGCUCAGCAAAUGCACCCCCCGCCAACAUUUGUACCAUUUCCGUAAUUGGCAGCAGCUACGGCAGUAGCAAACCAGCAAAUCCAAUCACGAGCAGCGCCAACUCUAGCAGUUCUGGUGGAGUGACCGCAUCGUCAACAUUGUCAAGCUCAAAAUCAGCAUCCUCAUCAUCGAAGACGACGACAGCGGCGGCGGCACCUCCAGCAGCUGCAAUUGAAACUGAGCCAGAGCCUGUUGUUGAGCUCAAGCCAGCGCUGCGCAACGUGAUGCUCAAGAAAACGAAGAAAGUUCAAAAUGGCAUCGAAACUUCGGGCCUGUGCUCUAUUAUGUGAAGAGCACUCUCUUGCAUAUGAUUCCUAUUCUCACAAUAUUUUUUAAUUAGCAAUUUACAAAUGAUUUUAGAACGUUACUUAGUUUUAGACGAUUUACAGACGCGCUGUAUUUUCACAGGGCGUCUUCUGUUUUCAGUAAGGUGAUCGCCUUUGUGCCUACGUCUUAAGAAAUCGGGCGUUGCGUACAGGGCCCACCGCUCUUAACUUAUUUUUACCAAUAAUGCAAAUAAAAAAAAUAAAAUUUACGCAAAAAAUACAAUUUAUACAUAAUUUUGUGAUAAUUUUAUAACACAUAAGAACGAGAGAAAGAUAAAGUUCAGUAAUAGACUCAAGCCUAAUUCAUUAUAUCAUGUAAUGUGCGUCUGCUAAAUUGAAACAAUAAACGAAAGCUCUGAAUACAA
Molecule: messenger RNA, 6306 nt
Organism: Drosophila busckii
Lineage: Eukaryota; Metazoa; Arthropoda; Insecta; Diptera; Drosophilidae
Gene: Pcf11
Exons: 12
Coding region: 230-5905 (1891 amino acids)
Biological process (GO): termination of RNA polymerase II transcription
Cellular component (GO): mRNA cleavage factor complex; cytoplasm
Molecular function (GO): RNA polymerase II complex binding; mRNA binding
Source: RefSeq, a predicted model, not a curated record